AGGUGCGGGUGCGGUGGACGCCCCCGCUGAAUCAGAACGGCCGGGCCAUUACCAGCUAUCGGCUGAAGCAUGACAAUGGCGUUGGAGGCGACUUCACGGAAGAAGUUCAGGUGGAGGUGGGUUUCUUGACCUUCAGCACGAUUAUCCCCGCCACGGUCACCGAAGUGGAGAUCCCAGUGCCCGAUGGCUAUGGAAAUGUGGGGCCCUUGCUGGACACCACGAAGCUCUAUCGAUUCGAGAUUCGAGCCUCCAACGAUGACCGAGCGGACCGGGACUUCCAAGUCGACGGUGGGGGGAUCUCCGACCAACCAGUGGUGAUCGCACUGCAGCCAGUGGCACAGGCAGGGCCGCCACUCAUGCCCGUGCUCGUGGAAGCGGUGGAGAAUGGCAACGAGGGCUUCAUCAGGAUCCGAAUUUCACCACCCAGCCUGACCAACGGAGGGCUCAUGGUGGAAUAUCGUGUCUACGGAAGCUACGUGCAGGAUGGAGUCUCACCGCCGUUGGAGCUCUGGUCGAGUGGCUUCACUCCGCUAGAGAUCGUGGACGUGCCCUUGUCGAAUCUCGUCGUUGGAGAGACCUACGUCUUUCAGGCCGCCUACCUCUUCUCACAGGGCGAGUCACAGAGGAGUGAUCCACUGGAGUUGGUUUGCUGCUACAUGACUCCACCGCAGGUGCCCACCAACCUCCGCCGGAUGCCGGAUGCCGGUGGCGAAGUCCCGGUGCAGACCGAUGACCGUAUCACCGUGAUCUGGGAUCCGCCCUCCUACGUGGGUUCCCGCGUCAUCACGCACUACCAGGUGGGCUUUACGCCUGUGACGGUGCUUCAGUCUGGAGAGACCUUGCGGAGCUCACAGGUCUUGAGAAACACCAGGUCCACCGAAGACCGGGAGAUGCAGUUCGACGGCCUGUCGGCCGGUGCCAGCUACGAGUUCGCGGUGCGCGCGGUGAGCGGCGCGGGCAACGGGCCCUGGAGCCAAGGCAUAGUGAUGCCUGCCUCUGGCUACAGCACGAUGCCUCAAACCAUCCACGUGGCGGAUCAGUCUGGCAGCUCCAUCGUCAUCGCCUGGGGUGAGCCCCUGCGCGUGGGCGCUGGCGGACUCCAAGGCUAUCUGAUUUAUGCCAAUGUGACCACCGCGCUACCAACACCAGCGCCUUACCUGGUGGGCAGCACCGUGGCAGGACAGAACAGCUUCACCUUCACUGGUUGGAGCUUCGUGGCCAAUGAUGGCCGCCUGCGGAACAUGGAGAUCAUUCCAGGCCGUAGCUACUCGUUCUUCGUCGAGGCGCAGAACGCCGCUGGGGUGGGGCCCUCCUCACGCUCGGAGACGGUGACAGCGGUGGCGGCCAACAAGCCCUCGGAGCCGCUGAACUUUGUGGUGGACCUGCCCACGCUCAGCACAGGCAUCGUGGCGCUGACCUGGACGGAGCCGCUGUCCGAUGGUGCGGCUGCGAUCAGCUCCUACCGCGUGCAACGAAGGAAGGUUUGGCCUGGCACCUUCCUCAGCCAAUGUUCAUUGUUGAUCAACAACCUGGGCGACGACGGCGGUGUUUGUGUGAUCGGGAACUUCUCGGCGCACGGGAACGGGGAACGGGAGUUGAUGGAAGAGCAGCCCGAACAGGUGCGCAUUUACACGGGCCGCGUCUCCGUGCGGAACGUCCGCCGCGCUCAGCAGAGCUCCAUCGCCUGUUCCACGGACGUCUUUGGAGAUCCGCUCUUCCCAACGGCAGUGUACAACCCGGACCUGGGCUUCGAGCCGCUUCGUGAGUGCUAUGUCUUCACAGAGUCCUGCGCAGAUGAGCCGCAGGGCUGGUACGAUGCCGAUGGCGUGGCCUUCGAUUGCGCGUGGUAUGCGAGCGAGCCGGGCCGUUGCGAGGUCUUUGGGGUUCGCUCCCCUGGCUUGUGGAGCCGCACAGCAGCGGAGGCAUGCUGUGCCUGUGGUGGUGGGACCAAGACCCUGCAGUUCGGCCUCUGCAGCAAGGAGGGGGGCAACUGCGACUUGAACGCCUCGGUGCCGGCCUUCGCCGGGACUCAGGCGGACUACAGCGAUGGGAUCACCCCAGUGUACUUCGGCAAGUUGGAGAGCAGCGUCUGGGACACCAGCCACCAAAACGGCGUUGUCUCCUGCAGCCGGGCCUUGGGAGGCGAGGUGACAGGCGUGGCAGACCUGGCAUAUGCCACGAACCAGUUUUGCUACGUCCUUGAGACGGACUUGGGCUCCUGGAUGGAAUUGAGUGCAGCCAGCUAUGAGAGCACUGCAUUGGCGUACAACGAUGUUCUGGCCGUGCCCAGCCACGAGUACGUCUACCGCACCUACGCCGUGAAUGCCGCGGGCUCGGGCUCCGUGAGCUACUCCAACGAGGUGAAGAUUGUGGUUGGGGGGCUACCAGACCCUCCAGAGAUCGUGAUCUUGGGCUCGGAUCAGAUGACGGUGCGCAUCAGCUGGAUCGAACCGCCAGGCCAAGGCCUUGAGGUGCAGGGCUAUCGAGUCUAUGUGGAUGGAGAGUUGGCGUAUGAUGGAGCCACCGAUCCGGUGACACGAGAGUUCACCUUGCUGAAUUGCACUCGUGGAGAGCUUCGAGACUUAGCGGUGCAGGCGGUGAACGGCGGCCUGGGCAAGGAGCCGAAUCAGAUCACCCGCUACUGUGCGCGACGUCCAUACCAGCCUGAGCCUCCCAUCAUCGUCCAUGUGGACUGUCAGGCUGAGGCCACUGACACGCGUGGACUGAUCGAGAAUCACAUUCGCAUCGCCUACCAGGAGCCCGUGGACAAUGGCGGUGUCCCGCUGACCGGGUGGCGGGUGCAACGAGCACAAGGGCAGUCGCUGCACUUCCGGGGCGUGGGACCCUUGUUCCCUUUGCCAGAAGAUCAAGUGGUCUUUGACGACUACAACGACUUGGACGGUGCGGGGCGGAUUGGCUUGGUCUACGGCGAGAUUUACAAGUAUCGCGUGGUUGCGGUGAAUGGCAUCGAUGAGUGGGACGACGAGAGCGCCUCUGACUACACCAUCGUGAGAUGCGACAGCCAGGCGCAGCCCACGCCUUGGUGGCUGCUUUUGAACCAAAGCUCCAAUGUCUCCACCGACACCACCGUCGCAACCAGUGUGACAGUGACCACCACCGUGGUCACUGGCUUCGUGUGGAUGGAGGUCGAGACCACCACAACCACCACUGCGUUGCGGGUGGUCACUGCCAGCGACGCCUUCUACAAGCUCUUGGGUUUGGACCCUCAUGAUAUCUACCUGGUCGAGGAUCCUGAAGAAGAGAACGUAUCUGAAAUGAUCCUGCGCUGGAACGACUUACAGCUUCUGGCGACACCACCGACGAUGAGCAUCGCCUGGACGGCGUGCAAUGCCACGGCCAAGUAUGGUGUGAGCCGGCCCAGUCCCUGCGCCGAGUUCUUCCCAGACAGGUCGGACAUCAGGGGCUGCGUCCGACUGGAGUUCGAAGCGCCCAAGAACACCUCCUGGGAUUGCCCCGUCGAGGAGUUCGAGAUUUGGCGCAACGAAGAGCAUAUCGCAACAGUGCCCUCAGACCAGAAUGGCAUUGUGGAUGGCUUCACAGAUCUCUCGAACACGGCCUCCCAUUUGCUGUACCCUGGAAACCUUUUCGGCUGCUAUGUCACCGUGCCCAACACCAACCUUCAUGACCAGCAGAUCUACAAGAUGCGAAGCAGGAACUGUUUGGGCUGGGGUCCUUUUUCUGACGAUCUGCUCACAGCGGUGAUCAACCCGCCCUUUCCGGUCUGUGGACAAUGGGGCUUCGACAGCCAGUGGCAGUACGUUUGCACCUUGCCGGGCCUCAGUGCAACGCCGUUGAACGCCACUUCUGCGCGCUUCGACUGGAUCCUGCUGCAGGAGGUGCCUUUCGUGGAUGUGGCAUCGAACUUCUCGCGCGUCCAGGAAGUCAUUGGACAAGUGGGUGGUGGCGAAUAUUUGACCCUCUCACAGCAGCUGAUUGGAUCCUAUGAUCCUCGCAUGCUCUUGGGCUACGAGCUGUUCGUGGAUGAUGGCCUAGGCGGGCCCUUCCAACUGGCCUUCGAUGGAAAAUCGAGUCGUUGGACCAACACGGCGACGAUCACCUUAACGCCGAACCGCGACUACCGCGCCUUCGUGCGGGCCGUGAGCCUGGCCGGGAACGGCGAUGCGAGCAACAUGCUGUAUUUCAAGAUGGCCAUGCCCCUCCCACCCCCAGAGAUCCUAUCGGUCACCGCUGUUUCCCUGAAGUCGGCCAUGCUCCGCUGGCAGAUCGGCGCCGCAACGGCCGACGAGCUGGCGAUCACCAGGUACAUCGUGCAGAUCGCGAUGGAGCCCACGUUCGAUGCGUGGUUCGACGUGCCGAACUCGCCCGCGGACAACACGGAGUACAGUUUGCUGAUCACACAGCUGGAGCCGGACUUCAAGUAUGCCACCAGGAUACUGAGCGCCAGUGUGAAUGGUCAGGGCCUCCCAUCAGAGCCCUUCUACUUCUGGGCUGGCCUGCUACCCACGGAGGGCGCUUGCUUGGUCCAGCGCGUGGAAUCUGCCGAGGGGCUCAUCACCAUCCAAUGGCAGUUCCCAUCCGGCGACAUGCUGGGGACUGGGACGAGGAUGGAGGCAGUGACCACGGAUUGGGGCGUUAAAGGAUAUAUGUGGGAUCCGAAGGAGCAGCCCAGCUUGGUCUAUGAUGGUUAUGGGAACCCUACGCAGUUGGAGUUCACCGUAGCGAACGCCACCUGCGGCAACGACUACUUGGUGGCAUUGUCCUUGGUGACCAUGAUCGGCGAAGGCCCCAUGUCUACACCCUUGGCCGUCACCAACGCCAGGUUGCCCGGUGUUCCUCGCAGCGUGGUGGUGACGAACACCACGACCAGCAGCAUCUCCUUGGCCUGGGAAGAGCCCGAAGACACAGGUUGCGUGCCCAUUCACCAGUAUCGAAUUCUGCGGUACUACGGCGAUCAAGGCUUCCAGAUCGUGGGCUACGCGGACGCCGCCAGCGCAGUCUUGCAGAUUCCAGCGGGGCGGCAGUACGUUGACGACGGGGGUUGCUUCAUCGCGCCUCCUUUGGUGGAUGAUGGAUCCUGUAAUUGCCCACCUUCCUGCUUGAGUGCAGGCAACCUCUACCGCUAUCAGGUCCAAGCCUGUGUCUUGGGUGCCUACGGAGAUGAGACUUUGGAGUUGACGGAGGGCCCCUUGGGUUGCGGCCCCAACAGUGGCACCGUCUCGGCGUAUGCGGCCGACGUGCCUGGCCCGGUGCGAGACAUUCGUCUCGGAGAGCCUGAAGGGACGGAGGUGCUUCUGUAUUGGACGGCCCCAGCCGACGAUGGCAUGAACGGUUCCAGCUACACCUACGAAGUGGAGAUGGACGUGGGUGGCGUCUUCGUGUCCUUGGGGAACACCAGUGCGACCAGCUUCCGUGUCACACAGCUCCAACUUCAGUUUGCUUAUGUCUUCAGGAUCAGCUCCCAGAACGCUGCGGGCUACGUUACACGCUCAAACAUCUUCAGCUAUACUGCCACCACGCCGCCCGAUGCGCCUGACCCACCAAGCCCCAUCCCGCGCGCGGAAUGGGUGAGCAGUGCCUUCUUCGAGCAUCCGUCCAUCUCUUCGACCCCUGUUCCCGAAGGUGUCACUGUCCGCUUCUCCCCCACCGCGGUGCAGGGAUACGCCUGGGCAGUGGUCCUGAGCGAGGCCAAUGCCUCCAAUGCCACUGCAGCGUCCAUCAAGGCUGGCACGAACGCGGUGGGCGGGGCGCUCUGCUCUCGCCAGCAGGAGGCGGUCACCCGUGCCCAGCUCUACUUGUGGCGCCUGGGCAGUGACGACGAUCCCAGCGACCCCACGGGCUGCUUCUUGUCCCACGGGGAGCGCUACGCCAUCGUGGUCUAUGUGCAGAGCGUGGCCAGCUUCGACGCCGGCUUAGCGGAUGGUACCCUCUCGGGGGGCGUCCACUUCACUGUCAUCACUGGCCUCUCGAACACCUUCCACAGCUCGCCCCAUCUCAAUAGUCCAUUGACGGAAUCGGGUGUGACCUUGGCCUUUACGCCGCAGCGGAACGGCUGGGGAUGGGCCAUGAUCCUACCAGAGCAGACCGCGCGGACGGCCAACAAGGAGACGGUCUACAACUUGACGGGCGCCUUGGGAGGACCUUUCUGCAAGCACGGCCCACGUCAGCUCUUCGCCUUGCGAGAAGAGGCCUGGGUCUUUUCGGGCUGCCUGCUGACGGUGGGAAACCGCUACACGGUGUUGGCCUACAUUAGUGGCAUUGGCGCUCACCUGGAUGGGCUCGUCGAGACGGCUUCAGCCGUGGCAUCCCAAGCAUCCAACGCCUUCUCGACGUAUCCGACGAUCUCUGGAGCACCCUCGGGUGAUGGCAUCACCGUGCAGCUCCGGGCGAGGUCCGAUGGCUAUUUGUGGCUCAUGAUCACCGUGGGCCCAGUGGCCCUGACCAUCGACCUCAUCAAGGCGGGCAACGGUGCAGUAGGGAGCAGCAGCUGCCAGUUGUUGCAGCAGUAUGUGGACACCUCGUUGCAAUCCUUCCGUCUCUCCGGCUGUAAGUUGAACAGUGGACCGGAGUAUGCGCUCCACGCCUACAUUGAGGGCGUCGACACGGUGGAGAACGAUGGGAGCUUCGCGGGCACCGUGACGUUUCAAGUGACGCCCUCGAACAUCUUCGUGGUCUAUCCCUCGAUUGUCUCAGAGAUCACUGGCCUCGGCUUCAGCUUCCAGAUGACAACCUCCUUCAGCGGGCAAUUCUGGUGUAUGCUCAAUGAGGGCAAUGCCUUGCAGACAGUGGAGGCGUUGAAGCUGGGUACCGGUGCCUUGGGCUUGGCUGAUUGCCAGCGUUCCGCGGAGACCCUUACCGGCAGCUUGCAGGAGAUUCUGAUGACGAAUUGUCAGCUCAGCCAGGAUCGAUUGUACAGCCUCUUCGUUUACAUCGAGGAUUUCAACGGAAACAACGAUGGCAUUUUGGCAGGGCCAUUGACUUUUUACGUGCAAGACAGCAACGACUUCGAGGAUUCGCCACAGGUCAUGGCGCCUCCAGAGCCCGAGACCUUCCAGUUGAGCCUGGUCGCCGCGCGCGAGGGCUUCGCCUGGGGCGCGACCUUUACGGACUAUGCGGAGGCUCUGCAGUACUACCAGGAUGCGCCAAGCUUUCUCGACAGGUUCUAUCCCUUCAGCAACGAGUCCUGCGCUCCAGCGCAAAUCCCUGUGCUGGCGGAGAAUUUCACGAACAUCACCUUCACUGGAUGCGGCUUCAACUACAGCACCAGCUACUGGGCCCUGAUCUACAUCGAAGGUCUACAGAAGACUCGCUCGGGUGCCAUGUCAGCACCUGUGGAGGUUCCUGUACCUGCCUCCAACACCUUUGUCGUGGAGCCUAUGGCCCUGGCGUCACGGCCCUACUACGCGGAGUUCGAGAUGUCCACGGUGAAGCCAGGCUUCCUUUGGAUCAUCGUUGUGCACGCGAACCACACUGCAGAGGUGGACGAAGUGGCAGUGAAGACUGGCAGCUUGCUGAGUGGGAACACUGUGAACUGCAAGCUCUUGGAUGUCGAGGUGAAUGAGACGGUGCAAAGCUACCGAGUGGAGAAUUGCCUUUUGAUAGCGACCUAUGAGUACUACGCCUUCUUCUAUGCUGAAGGUCCUUUCCGCGCGGAGGAGCCAGAUGGAGUGAUGUCAGGCCCUUUGCUGGUCUGGUACAACUCCUCGAACACCUUCAUACAGGAGCCGCGGAUUCGGGGGACGAUGACCACGAACGUCUUCUACUUCAGCUUCGUUCCAGAGAAGGACGGCAACUUCUGGGCCGUGGUGGGGGAUUCCGCUACUGAAGGUGUCUUGAACAUCUGGAACCUCAAGAGCAUGCAGUACGGGCAGCCUGCGGCCGACUGUAAGCGCCAACGGAAGUACGUCACUGGAGGCUUGGUCAACGAUGAGGAGUUCCUCUUUUGCUACUUCGAGCGAGGUCCACAGACCUACAGGUUAUAUGUCUAUCUGGAGGACACCAACGACGCGGAUGAUGGGAUCAUGUCCUCCGUCGGCAUCAUCGUGCCAGGUUCCGCGGAGGUCACGAACGAGUUCUCCUUCCGGCCUUACCUUCUGGAGCCGGUGACCAUCCGCGGCUGCAAGUUCACCUUCCGUCCAGCCAAGACUGGUUACGCCUGGGCGGGGCUCAUGGCGGAAGCCUCCUGGAGCUACCGGACACCCGUGAACAACUCCAAUGGCAACUACGCGGAUGUGCAGAGCAUCGAGAUUUAUGACAUCAUGUUCUUCGUUGACAUGGUGGGCUCUGAAGCUCUUUGCUACCAGCAGGCCAUCCCCAUCACCGCGGGCCAAGAUGAAACGUGGGAGUUCCUGAACUGCGGCCUGGUCCCUGGGACGCGCUACCGGCUCUUCGUCUACGUCAUUGGGGAGGACUACUGGGAUGUGGCCGCGGAUCCCGACGCCUUGACGCGAUCUCCUUUCUGGAACCAGUACCACAGGGACAACGGCCGCGUGAGCAAUGGCGUGUUGGUGGCGCCGCAGUACUCCAACGAAUGGGCCUGGCCUGAUGGCCAUCCUUACAUCUCCCAGGGCCCACAUGGCAUGGGCAUGGAUGUGACCUUCUCCACGGCAAAGCCGCAAGGCCUGGUGUGGGCCGUGGUCCAGGAUGCCGCAGAUACGAACUUCACGAUCUCGGCGAUCAAGUCGGCCGACAAGGCCUGGGGUCCCUUCCCCUGCCGACAGAUGGGCGCUCCAGCAAUAUAUGCGGCCACUUACACCUUGACCUUGUCCAGUUGCAGCUUGCUUCCCACACCCAAGUUGUACGUGUUGAUCCUCUACACCGAGGACCAAGCGGUUCAGAACGACGGGAAGUGGUCGGAUCCGAUCUAUUUCGAGGUUCCGGUGUCCAACGGCUUCGUGAUCCCGCCCACGGUGGUGGGCGACCCCGGGCGGGACACCGGGAUCAGCCUUUCCUUCGAGGCAAAGGUCUCGGGCAAAGUGUGGAUCUACGUGGCCACCAAGGCGUCCGCGGAUGCCACCACGGUGACCAUCCCCAACGUCAAAGAUGCGGUAAACGUCUUUGACCGGACCAAUUGUCUGGUGAAUGGCCUGUCUGUGCCGGCGUCCCUGCAGGUGAUCUCGAUGCCCAACUGUCCCUUGGUCUACUUGAGCUCUUACGUGGUCUACAUCUACAUCGAGGAUCACAAAGCGCAUUUCGAUGGGACCUUGUCCACGCCUCUCAACGUCACGGUGGGAGCAUCCAAUGGCUUCACCGUGGAGCCAGCCUUACUUUCAGUGCCCACCACCGAUCAGAUUGACUUCCGCUUCACCCCCAAGAAGAGGGGCCGUGCCUGGGUGGUGGUCACACCCUCGGCGUCCUUGGUGGAGCCUCCUUCCAGGCCGCGGAUGGUGGCGAACGUGGGCGCCGUGGGGCAGAUCACGUGUCGCGUGAGUGGGGCGACCAUCGAGGCCACACAGCAGAGCUACUCUUUGACCGGAUGCCAGCUGGAUCCAGGCCAAAUCUACGCGCUCUACGUGUACGUCGAGGACCACCGGUACAACACGGAUGGGACCUUGUCGCGCACGGUCUUUGUCAAGGUGAUCCGAUCCAACAACUUUGCCGUCUCGCCGGUGCUGGUGACGUUGCCCACCCUGGACGGGGCGACGGUCCGCUUCCAGGCCACCGACGCCGGCCGAGCCUGGGGGAUGGCCGUCGACGCCAUUGGCGGCUCAGGUGUCACUUCCUUGUCAAUCAGAAGCUUGCAAGGGGCCUUGGGUGGUCCAGAGUGCUAUUUCCAAGAUGAGCCGAUUGAUGCCAGUCUUCAGCUGUGGAACUUCACGAAUUGCCAGUUCGAGGAUAGCAAGACCUACAUGCUGUUCAUCUACAUCGAAGCCUGGCCGUCGGUGGAGGGCGAUGGGAUGCUCUCAGGUCCCAUGAUCGCCUCCUUCUUUGAUAGUUCCAACGUCUCGGUCACCGAGAGCUCGGACCAGAGCCCGGUGCUCAUCGUGGAGAACAUCCCCACCGUCUCGAACUGGUUCCGCGAGGAUCCUCGGCAGACGGGCCCUGCCUCGCCCAACGGUGCCACCUUGAUGUUGCGGGGCGCUGGUGAUGGGCUGCUCUAUAUGUUGCUCACACGCUAUCGGCCCCAGGUGAGUGGCGAGACGGUGCGGAACGGCUGGAAUGCUGUGGGAGGCCCCAACUGCCAACAGCAAGGAGUCCCCAUCACUGCCCAGGCGGUCACCGUGCAGCUUUCGGACUGUGGGCUCCUGCGAGGUCGCUACUACUACGCCUUUGCGUACGUGACCGGCCCUGAGGGCGGCCUCAAUGGAACCUUGAGCCCCGGUGUGGAGAUCUUCGUGCCCACAGCCUCCAACGGUUUCUCCUUGGAACCGCGGCUCUUAGCGACACCGCGCAUGGCGGAAGUGAGCUUCGAAUUUGCCGCCACGCAGGAGUUCGGCUUGGCCUGGGUGAUGAUGGUGGAGGCCUGGCAAGCGCAUGAACUUUCGGUGGAGCAGGUGAAGAGCUUCACCAAUGCUGUGGGCUUCAGCAACUGCCGCCAGAGCUCGCUCUCCAUCGGCACCUCUACAGUCCAGGUGGUCCUCUCCGAGAGCGCCCCCAACGCGGGGGACGGUUGCGGCUUGGUCUCCGACGGGAUGUACGUGGCGGUGGUCUACGUGGAAGAUUUGAACGGUCUCAACGAUGGGACCUUGGCUCAGCUCUUGGUCCAUGUGAGCCCUGAGAAGGCUUUGUCAAACAUCUUGGGUGCAGGGCCUAUGAUGGCACAGAACCCUUCAAGCAGUGAUGUUCGGCUGAAGUUUGUGGCAGUGGUGCCGGGGAGGUACUGGGCCUUCAUUUUGCCUUCAGACAGGAUCAAUGUCUUCACCGUGGAGACGGCGAAGUUCAUGGACCUGAACCCGGACACCGUGGGGCAAGCGACCUGCCGAAAGAACGAGGUCGUGAUGGGCGUGGGUGAGACCAUCGUAGAGCUAACAGGAUGCGAUUUGGUGCUGAGUGGCGCUGGAAUUACCUUUUACUCCGCCUUCGUGUAUGUGGAGGACGACACUGGGACCACAGGAGAGCUCUCACCACCGAUCAAUGUCUUAAACAUCAGCAACAGCUUUCUGUGGCCCUAUCCCACCAUCGCCGCCUUCGACACCAAUGGCUCCCUCUCAGUGGAGCUCUAUCCGCGGAACUCGGGCCGCCUGUGGGCGCGGAUUUUCCUUGCAACGCUCUACUUGACCGUGGAGCGCUAUUCCGGGGAGUUGUCCUUGGACGUCCUGAAGAACUGGCCAGCUUAUCCUAACAAUGGGCCGUCCUACGAGAACGCCAACUGCAGCUUCGAUGCCUUGGACUUCACGGUGGAGCUGAACCCGUUUGGCGGCCAGGCCAAAACGUGGUUGAACUUCAGCAACUGCACCUUCGAUCCCCGCACCGAGUACAUGAUAGGGAUCUACAUCGAGGAUUUCAACGACAACAGUGAUGGAGAGAUCAGCAGUGUGCGGGUACUGAAGCUGGCUGAUGCUAGCAACUACUUCAUCAUUUCACCCAGACUCCUGGGCACCGCCUAUGCUGAUAACUUCACCAUGGAGUUUCGGACAGCCUACGCAGGUCUUGCCUGGUGCGCAAUCGUUUUGCCUGAGAUGGUCCAAGAAGUACCUGGAGCUUCAGUGAUGAGUGGCACCGUCAGUCUAGGUGGGCCUUCCUGCUGUCGUAGCUCGAUGCCCAUCACUACAAUGCAGAACGAGCUACAAACCUGGAGUUUGACACACUGUGGGCUAUCGAUGGACACGGAGUAUGUCUUCCUGAUGUAUAUUAGCCUUGGUGGGCUGGACGGUACCCUCAACUCUGGAUAUCGCUUCAAGACCUUUGGCACUUUGGGCCAUAUCCGAGUAACCUGGCUUCAAAAAGAGACGGAUGUGGGAGGCCCCGUGGACCGCUACCGGCUCUUCCUCAACGGCACGAAGAUCUAUGACGACUACAGCCUUCGCGGCAGCCUGGAAACCAAUCGUGCAGGAUCCCCACCACAGUGGGUGCGGGUGGUGGAUGUCGCCUGCACGCCAGGCAUCAACUACGAGAUCACCUUGAGUGGGCGGAACUUCGCCGGCUGGUCGUCCCAAAGCGCCCCACUGGUUACUGGCUGCUUCCUGCGUCCCGGGAGCAUCUCAAAUCUUCGGGAGGUCCAAUCCUGGCAGCUCAGUGAGGACCGCGCCGCUUUGGCCCUUGCCUGGGACGCUCCACUGGACUCGGCGGGCGCCGACACGGCUUACUACAACGUCUACCGCGACCAGGGUCUUCGGCAGGCGCUCUUCCAGCUGAUCGGCACCACGCAGACGCCCUUCUUCAACGACACUGGCUUGGAUGCUGGCAGGGCAUACGGCUACCAGGUCACUGCGGUGAAUGCCUUUGGUGAAGGAGCUGUGAGUGACGUGCUCUUUGUGCAAGCGGCGGACACUCCAGUGGAUGCCUCUCAAAGGGACUUGUCAGGCUUGCUGAGCCAAGCCAACGUCCAGCUCACACCGGCCGCCACCUUCGGAGUACUUGAUGAGGUGGGUGGAGUGGUGCAAAUCUACAGCGACAUGGCACGUGAGCUCCGUGUUGAGGGCUACACCGGUCAACGCCAGGCGCAUGUGGCUGCCUUUGGCCCCGUGCGCUUAGCGUUGGAGGCACUGGACCUGGCAGGGAACACUGGAGAGGAGGAUCCCUGUGAGGAAUCCAAACUGGCGAUCGCCGUGGGUGACCUCCAUCACGAGUUUUGCGCUGGCGACCUCGCUGAAGCGAACUCCGUCGUCCAUGCGCUUUCGCAUGGGGACUUUGCCCUCAUCAGCUGGCAGACUGGCUGGAUUAGCUCAUCCAGUGACACCUCAUCCAGCGGCUGGAGGAUUAGCUUGACGCCGUGGCGCUAACCCGCCAAAGCUUGCGGGGGCGCCCACAGCGUUGGCUGUGCUGCGUUUUCUCAGAGGCGAAGAAAGCAGUGGAGC
Molecule: messenger RNA, 12935 nt
Organism: Durusdinium trenchii
Lineage: Eukaryota; Dinophyceae; Suessiales; Symbiodiniaceae
Source: the annotation of a GenBank genome assembly